This is a messenger RNA of Phymastichus coffea, 518 nucleotides long. RefSeq names its product large ribosomal subunit protein eL30 (gene RpL30). NCBI's taxonomy places the organism in Eukaryota, Metazoa, Arthropoda, Insecta, Hymenoptera, Eulophidae. Gene Ontology annotation, molecular function: structural constituent of ribosome; RNA binding. The record is from RefSeq and is a predicted model, not a curated record. The transcript has 4 exons. Bases 115 to 459 code for a protein of 114 amino acids. Gene Ontology annotation, cellular component: cytosolic large ribosomal subunit.
AACUGUAAUAUACUGUGUAGGGCUGUAAUGAAUGACUGAUGUGUGGUGGCACUUCCUUCACUUCCUUUCGAGUUCGGUGUUUAGACGAGUUUCGACACAGUUCAAACCGCUACAAUGGUUGCACAAAAGAAACAGAAAAAGGCUAUGGAGAGUAUCAACUCCAGGUUAGCCUUGGUGAUGAAAUCUGGAAAGUAUGUUUUAGGCUACAAACAGACACUAAAAUCGCUUCGUCAAGGAAAAGCUAAACUUGUCAUCAUUGCCAACAAUACUCCUCCACUUAGGAAAUCAGAAAUUGAAUAUUACGCUAUGUUGGCUAAGACUGGUGUGCACCAUUACACUGGAAAUAAUAUUGAACUAGGUACUGCUUGUGGCAAAUACUUCAGAGUUUGUACAUUGUCUAUUACAGAUCCUGGCAAUUCUGAUAUCAUAAAAUCUAUGCCCACAGGUGAUCAAGCAUAAUUUAUAUGGUACAUUUUUUAUAAUUUAAUGGUAAAUAAAUUAUACAGUAAAAGACAAAA